Messenger RNA from Benincasa hispida (wax gourd), 781 nucleotides. RefSeq lists its product as uncharacterized. Lineage: Eukaryota; Viridiplantae; Streptophyta; Magnoliopsida; Cucurbitales; Cucurbitaceae. The record is from RefSeq and is a predicted model, not a curated record.
AUUCCCAAAACACUCUCUCUCUCUCUCAGACACACACAAAAACCAGACCCUCAUAAACCUCAUUCUCUCUGUCUGGGUGUGUCUGAAAUUCAGCCAUGGCCGCCCUGUUUGGGAGUUGGAAUUUGAGAAUUUGGAUCUCAAUAGUUACGAUCUUGUUGUUGGGUUUGUGCAGGAAUUGCAAUUGUGGUGAAGAUUCUUCUUCGAUUCAUUCUCUUUUGCGGUCAAUGGGGCUGCCGGCUGGGCUGGUUCCCAAGCAAGCGAAAUCUUACACUCUGGGUGAAAAUGGUCGUUUAGAAGUGUAUUUGGAUGCUCCAUGUAUGGCUAAAUAUGAGAACAGAGUUAUUUUUGACACUGUUUUUAGUGCUAAUCUUAGCUAUGGAAGCUUGAUUGGAGUGGAGGGUAUGUCUCAGGAAGAGCUUUUUCUAUGGCUCCCUGUUAAAGAUAUCAUUGUUAAUUACCCUACAUCUGGUGUCAUUCUUAUUGACAUUGGUGUUGCUCAUAAACAACUCUCUUUGUCUCUCUUUGAAGAUCCUCCUGAUUGUAACCCUCAAGUUACAUUAAGGAAUCCUCUGAGGAAGCAAAGAGGCUUUGAAUCUCUUAGAUAAGAGUGCAAAAAAAAAAAAAAAAAAAAAAAAGAAGUCGUCAAAUUCAAGUUCCCAACUUUUGUAUUUAUAUCAUUUUGUUGUAAUAAUUUUAUUUUAUUUAACUUUUUUGUCGAAAGAAAGAAACCAAUUGUCACACUUUAGUAUAUAAUGAGAGCUUGUGUGGUGAAAUUUUGGAA